AUGGAAUCCCUUGUUGCACAACAUGAAAGUGAACGAAACAAAUUGGUGCGUGAUCAACUAGUGACAUACAAACAAAAAACCGAUGCUGAGAAGAUCCAUAAUUUGCAUUUAGAAGUGUUAUUAGAUAAAUGUCGAAACAACAAGUGCAUUGCUAAAACAAAGAAGAUGAGCCACACUAACAAGUGUGGAAAUUUUUCGGGGCAACAAAGCGCGAACAGAAAAAAAAUUCCAAAUAAUGUUAGUCUCGAUGAAAUAGAAUUUAUCGUUAAGGGAUCUCAAAGAAUAGUUCUGGGAGGUUGUUUUGGCAAAUGUUUUUUGGCAAAAUUGAAGCGAAAUGGUACUUUAGUCACAGUAAAGAUCGGUCAAAAGUCCGGAGGCCGUUACAGUGAUUCACUGAAAAAAGAAGCCGAAAUACUCUCACAGUUGUGCCAUCCAAACAUACCGUUCUUUUUUGGCAUUACGGAGGGAAAAUCGCCUGCAUUGAUCAUCAAGUUUCAUGGAGACAUUGCCAAACUAAACUCUCUCACUGUAUCAUCACAAGCUCGUUAUAAACAUUUAAGCAUUUCUUCUUCAGAGUGGUUUGAAAUCAUGAACUGCAUUUGCAACGCACUAGCAUACAUACACCAAAUUGGAAUCUUACACAACGACAUUAAGGCUAACAACGUUUUGUUGUCAUUAAAGGCAGAUAAAUGGUCGCCUAUGAUUAUAGAUUUUGGCAAGGCAACUUACAUAAACGAUAGAGAUAAAUACCCCCAAUUCAAUGAAGCUCAGAUUCAAAAGUACAAGGACAAUUAUCCACAUAUUGCCCCAGAGUUGUAUAUACAAAACGUAGAAAAAUCUGUUUGUAGCGAUGUUUAUUCUUACGGGUGGAUGUUGAAAGGUUUGCAGGAUUGCUUUCCGGGAAGAAAUAUCAAACAUAUUUUUGAAAAAUGUCUUCACAGUUGUCCAUCACAAAGACCAUUAUGUAUGUUAGCAGUGAAAGAAAUGCUCAACAAUGUAUAAAACAUUAAAGUUAUUAUAUUUUUAGUUAUGGGUAAUUAAAUUGAUGGGUGGCCCUCCUCACUGAUCUAAAAAAUAUGGCUGUUUGCUAGGAGUAGGAUAAGCAAGAUUUCAAUUUUCAAAAGCAUAUAUUUGGAAAAUCACGUUUCACACAAUGAGCUUUGAAGCAAUUUUUGUUUGAAGAAAUGAGAAGAAUUGAUUUACUAUGGGAAUCGUGAAAUAUAGUGCAAGUUUGCUUUGAAAGUUUAAUGUUUAUGAAUUUUGUUGCUUUUAAUAGUUUCUUGCGUAUCAAAAGUACAUGUAGCUUUCCUUUUCAGUCAAGCUGUAAAUUUCCUAAAUUACCUUGUUUAAUUUAAGAAAAAAAGGUAAAAUGUAAAGGAGAGCAAAUUAAUUGAAGACUUAACUGAAAUAAACUGGCUUCAUGGUACUGCUUCGCAUACAGGCUAGUUUCUGUGUUUUAUACACGCCUUAUCAGUGCAGCUUAGUAUAUAAAUGCGGGUCUGUAAAUAGUGAUGACAACCGUAUUCAGCGCAGACCUAGUCAAUUAAAGCUGUCAAAAACACCCUGACCUAUAAGUGCAAAAAGCACCGUGGAUAUAUAUGCAUCAAGCAUGCACUAUAAUUCACACACACCGCUACACGGUAGUUUCCACAAACCUAAAAUUAUAUAUUGUUUAUUAUCAUCCAAACAUUCAAAGAACUUAUAUAACAACUAUAAUAAUAAAACGCCCAUUGUGCUUUUCUUGGUUUUGACUUCAGACGCUUAAUGUGUCUAAACAAUGCGUCGAUCUAGACAAAGUGUAAUAAAAUCAGAGUCAAAUGACCACAUGCAAGGGUGCUUAAGAAGAGUGCUCAAUAACACGGAAGCGUAUAUAUAUAUUGCUGGAUUUGCAUGCAUGUGAUUGUUGUUUCAUGGUUUUAGGCCUAACGUAUUGUAUAAAGCGAUGUUUGUAAUUUAGAGUGAACCACAAUUAGUAGAUGACGACAGUGAUGAGGAUGGAAUAGACAGCAACGAAGAAAUCACUAGGGAAUCUCCGCCAAUGACACCCAGAAUGAAAAACGAUAGCUCUACGACACCUCCCGCGCGUUCACCCUUUACGUUUGGGGAAACGGUCAACAAGACUGUUCUUGAUAAUUUCGAUAUUUCUGAAAUCAAGGUAACUACUAACUAGUUAUACUACCCAUACAGCCGGCCCUUCUCAGAAUUUUUCUUCACAGAAAGAAUGUGAUUAAAAACAAAUAAUAUUACGUUGAACAUCUUUUUUGUAGUUCUCUCCAGCAGUGUUACAUGAACUGCAGAACAAAUGUCUAAUGUGCACUCUACGCAGCGAAUUUAUUCGUGAUAUCUGUACCAACCUGUUGGCACGAGGAGUACACUAUUUAAAGAAAAAAGAUCGCGAUGCGAUUGCUUUACAAAUAGUGUUGCGUCACCCGCACUUAAAAGACCCAAUCGGAAGUGGUCUGGUAUGUAUAGAAAUAUGUAUUCUACCUUAUCGUGCCUUAACUUACCAUAUCUUACUUUCCUGUAUUCCUUAAAUGUCACCACCUUACUUGUCACCUUAUUACCAUACCUCACUUCACCUAUAUACUUGCCUUCUCUUUCCUUGUGUAUCUUUCCUCGCUUUAGCUUUCAGAAUGCAUACACCUUGUUAUACAAUAUCCGCCUCUCCUUAAUAGCUACAUCUGCACUUGUAUCUUACAUCUAAUAUGCCAUAAAGUUAGCUUCCAUAUAAUUAUCUUCAAAGACAGAACGCCGUUUUUAAAUGUUAUUUCAUCACAUUAAUUAUUUUACAUCUUUGGUCUUUCUUUAAAUUCAAAACACAUUUUAGGGAUCGUGGUCGGAAUCAAUCCUGAAUCGCAUGAAGCAUGUGCGAAAGUAUGAUGCAAAAAAACGUAAGUUGGCAGAAUCGUCAUCUCUUUCAGUCUCGUACGAGGAAAAUAAAACCAAGGCUGCAAGAAAGACCAGCGAAAUAAAUCGUCGAGAUUUCUGGAAAAAGGUUCCAAAUGUCUCAAGUGUCGCGCCAGAAGUGCACUCCGACCAUAUUUUGGCCCUCAGAAAAGAGACAGGCUUCAGCAAACCUGAUCAGCGAAAAUUACGGGAGUUGAUGAAGUCGACGUAUGAAUUGAGACGAAAGAAUAUCUUGGGUAACGUGAUUCUCAUCAAAGAAAUUAUAAGGGAAUAUCCACCAUUGUCAACAUGUGCUGGUGUAAGUAUAAGCAAAAUCAUAAUUUUCAUGCGCGUCAAGUAUACUAUACAACCCUUCAUCCACUGGAGGAGAGUUCUGGAUUUAAAGGGUAUGAGCAACAAAAAAAUUUAUUGCUUCAUCUGAAAGAGCAUGAAAAAAUAAGCCGAUUAGCCGUUUAAUGCUCUAUUCUAUCUCAUCUGGUUCCGAAGUUAUACGCAAAAAUGUGCAAAAUAUAAAUUGCUGAUUCAGCACAACGUGUGACGUCAUUAGUUGGGUAAGUAUGUUUAUUGAAUAGUAAACUGAAGCAUAGCUCAGUUAUUAUUGGCCCAAAUGUACAAUCAGGAUGCAAAAUUUCAUUUGAUUUGGGCCCAUAAUAACUGAGCUAUGCUUCAGUUUAGUAUUCACUAAACACACUUACCCAACUAAUGACGUCACAAGCUGUGCUGAAUCAGCAAUUUAUAUUUUACACAUUUUUGCGCAUAACUUCGGAACUAGAUGAGAUAGAAUAGAGCAUUAAACAACCAAUCGGCUUAUUUUUUCAUGCUCUUUCAGAUUGUUGCUCAUACCCUUAGUAUAUGAUUAUGCGAGUAGUGGCUAAUUCGCGUCUCGCGGUCCGUUGUCUGUUUCAUCGUGCAAAGCAGAAUAUAUGGCGUGCAUGGCUCUAUGGCGCGAAUUCCGUACUCAGUCUUAAAUCUGAAGUUCUCUAUUCCCUCAAUGGAUGUAACAAAUUGUAUCGUAGCAAGCUUGAAGUAACUAAAAACUAAGUUUGCUCUAUGUCAAUAUGAAUUGCAUGCAUGGCCAUUUCGUGAAUCAAAACAAUUUUCUUAUUCAUCUAUUUCUUUUAGAUAUGUCAGGAAUUUGGAAGAAUAAUGAAGAACGAAAAUUUAGUAAGCGAAGAAAAACAAAUAUUUUCCGAUAAUUAUGCUGAACCCAUUGUGAAGUAUGCAAGACAGCUCCAAAGAAAGCAAUCGAUGCUCAAAAAUAGCCUGGCUUCGCUUGACGGUUGUGUUGCAAAAGAAGCAAAUAAGAAAAAAGGUAUAUAUUGAAUUAAAUUACUGUGAAAUUUUAGAAAUGCAUUCAUUGCAACGUAUUAUAUGCAUAUUUCCUUGUCCCUCUCUUUUAAAGCAAUUGAAAUGCUGUUUUUUGUUUAUCAUGCAUGCAUGCAAAUUAUAUUCCGGAUUAUAUGCCCUAAUUUUGGCUAAAUUUUCUUAAGAUGCGAUUAAGAUUAAUUAGCUACUUUACUUGAGAAAACGACCGGUUACCUUCAUUUUUUAUCUUUUGCAAUAGAAUAUCUGACCGAGGUUAAAGGGAAAUGGCAAUAUAAAUUUUUAUUUUCGCAUUUGAAAGAACUUUUGAAACUAUUUUUCAUAUUUUGCUUUAUAGUUCUUGAAAUAUUUUCUUUUGAAGUAAUGAGAUAUGUCCGCCGUCUUGGAUACAUUUUUUUCGGACGUUUUGGUGACGUCACGACAGGGAUUAACCAUAUAAAAGUAUUCGUUGCUGACCAAAUAUUAAUUGGUAAAUGUUUCCAAGGUUUUAGGUGAUUUUGAUAUUUUGAAGGGCAUGAGAUAAAGUAUAGUUCCCAGUUCAAAAUGAUUAGUGUAUGCAUGGUUGUCCAGAUAAAAAUAUUGUGUGACCCCUGUUGUGACGUGACAUGCAUAUCUACAAAAAUUGAAGAUAGCAGAAAUUUCAUUCCAUUCGAUCAAAAUAGUUGUAGAAGUAAGCAAAAUAUGAAAAAAACACACGAUAAAAGAGCAUUACAUUUAGUCUUAAAAGUUUUUUCAAAUGAGAAAAUAAAACAAUAUAUUGCCAUUUCCCUCUACAGUUGCUUUCACGAAACUUUGGCCACACCAGUUGCGAGAUCGAUUGGGAAUUUGGGAACUAUAAACACGAGAUCAUCAAGUUGAUUGGAAACCGGCCAAUCAAAUUCGGAAAUUUCGCAUCAAAUUAUCGAAAUUCGUUAUGAAAUUCCGAACCAAGUUCGCAAGCAAGUUCGCAAAUUGCAAACGAUUUUGACGGUAAAUUUUAAAAACUAAACGUAUUGUAUUAAACUUAUUCAUUUAAUAAUAAAUAGUAUCAUAAUAAUAAUAAUUUCAGGUUUAAAAUUAUAAUAAGUUUAAUUAAUACAAUAAAUUGAGUUUUUAAAAUUUACCGUCAAAAUCGUUUGCAAUUUGCGAACUUGCUUGGGAACUUGGUUCGGAAUUUCAUAACGAAUUUCGAUAAUUUGAUGCGAAACGUUCGAAUUUGAUUGGCCGGUUUUCAAUCAACUUGAUGAUCUCGUGUUUAUAGUUCCCAAAUUCCCAACCAACCUCGCAAUUGGCGUGGCUAAAGUUUCGUGAAAUAAACUGUAAGAAAAGUUUGUAGUGUAGGGCCAAAAGAAAAGUUUGUAGUGUAGGACAUGAUUGUUAAUUUUCUAAAAUUUGGCUAGCCCAAGAUCAUCUAUAUUGUGCUUUAGGAAAAUGUUUUAUGAAAUAAGAAAUGGGAGUAACCAGGCGUUUUUUUUUCACGUAAAAUGCAAUAAAACCCAAAAUAUCGGUGUUGCCAUAGCAAUAGUGGUGAGGUCAUUUAUACGACCAAUUUCCAAUUCUUAGACAGUUAGACUGUUGCUUUAUCAAAUUUAUAUAAUUCUUAGAUUGUGCAUACUAUUUGUGUCGAAACUAAUUGAAUUAUAUAUUAUUCUCUUCUGUUGAUAUACAGCAUUCCAAGAAGCUUGUGCAGCAAUAAUACUACCCAAUUUGCUCAAGUGCAGAGGAUUUGCGAAGCAUGAUGAUUCCAUAAUUGAAUUUACGACUGUAAGUAUAAUUAAACAAGUUAAGAUACCUCGCUCCCCAGUUACAGGUAGCGUUAAAAAGAAAAUGUAUAUGAUCAAAAGAGGAAAAUACACACGAAAUCACGGUACCCAUACUCCUAUUUCACUACCCGUGAAUGGGAACCGGGUAACUUUAGCUCUAUAUUAUGUUAACGAAGCUGUUUGGGGGUUUACGACAUGUGAAUACACCUGGAAUUUAAAUAACCGUUUAUUCUACAUUGAAAUUGUUACUCAUGUUCCACGCCUUGACUAGCUUAAUUGGGAUAGCUGUCAUCAAUUACGACUAUUAAACUGGUCCUCAUGCAAGAUGUCGUUAUAUGUCAAAAAUUGCUUAUAGCCAUUUAUUCCAUUUCACUGUUUAACUUAAAAAAGUUAUGAUGCAUUUAACAUUUUAGGAUGAUCCAGACUCGGAAAUAGACCUGCAAAGAUCAUCCAAGUUCCCCAAAUUGGUCCUUGGAGCAGGGGACGAAAUAUGUGACGUCAAGUCUGCUUUCAUCUGCGCUGAAGGGGAAAAGAUUGUCAUGUUUGGAGAAGCCGUGACAAUUGACAGCGCCAUCCUCACACUCCACGCGGUCUACUAUGUUUUCAACAUAUCUUACCCUCCAAAAUGGAAAGACUUUUUCUUCUUCAUUGAUACUAUUUUGUGUGGCAUUAAAGAUGCUGCGGCGAAAAGAAUUUCGCUGCAAAAUUUUAUAUCACAGCUUCAUGCAUGA
Molecule: messenger RNA, 6703 nt
Organism: Paramuricea clavata
Lineage: Eukaryota; Metazoa; Cnidaria; Anthozoa; Malacalcyonacea; Plexauridae
Source: the annotation of a GenBank genome assembly